GUCUGUCUGCAGGUUUUGAGCAUCUGAAGUGGAUCCCUGAACCUGAGUGUCUGCUGCCAUCCCCUCAUCCUCUGCAGAAAUGUCUGUCACCUAUGAUGAUUCUGUGGGAGUGGAAGUGUCCAGUGACAGCUUCUGGGAGGUUGGAAACUACAAACGGACUGUGAAGCGGAUCGAUGAUGGCCACCGCCUGUGUGGUGACCUCAUGAACUGUUUGCAUGAGCGAGCACGCAUUGAGAAGGCAUAUGCACAGCAGCUCACUGAGUGGGCCCGACGCUGGAAGCAGCUUGUAGAGAAGGGACCACAGUAUGGGACUGUGGAGAAGGCCUGGAUGGCUGUCAUGUCUGAAGCAGAGAGGGUGAGUGAGCUGCACCUGGAAGUGAAGGCGUCACUGAUGAAUGAAGACUUUGAGAAGAUCAAGAACUGGCAGAAGGAAGCCUUUCACAAACAGAUGAUGGGAGGCUUCAAGGAGACCAAGGAAGCAGAGGAUGGCUUCCGGAAGGCCCAGAAGCCCUGGGCCAAGAAGCUGAAAGAGGUAGAAGCAGCAAAGAAAGCCCACCACACAGCAUGCAAAGAGGAGAAACUGGCCAUCUCUCGAGAAGCCAACAGCAAAGCGGAUCCAUCGCUCAACCCUGAACAGCUGAAGAAACUGCAAGACAAGAUAGAAAAAUGCAAGCAGGAUGUCCUGAAGACCAAGGACAAGUAUGAGAAGGCCCUGAAGGAGCUUGAUCAGACCACACCCCAGUACAUGGAGAACAUGGAGCAGGUGUUUGAGCAGUGCCAGCAGUUUGAAGAGAAGCGCUUGCGCUUCUUCCGGGAGGUUCUGCUGGAGGUUCAGAAGCACCUGGACCUGUCCAAUGUGGCUAGCUACAAAACCAUUUACCGAGAGCUGGAGCAGAACAUCAAAGCAGCUGAUGCAGUAGAGGACCUGAGGUGGUUCAGAGCCAACCAUGGGCCAGGCAUGGCCAUGAACUGGCCACAGUUUGAGGAGUGGUCUGCAGAUCUGAAUCGAACUCUCAGCCGGAGAGAGAAGAAGAAGGCUGCUGAUGGUGUCACCCUAACAGGAAUCAACCAGACAGGGGACCAUUCUGGGCAGAACAAGACUGGCAGUGUCAGCAGCUACGAGAAGACUCAGAAUUACCCUGCUGACUGGUCUGAUGACGAGUCUAACAACCCCUUCACCACGGAUGCCAAUGGGGACUCUAACCCAUUUGACGAGGACACUACCUCAGGAUCGGAAGUGCGAGUUCGGGCCCUCUAUGACUAUGAGGGGCAGGAACACGAUGAGCUGAGCUUCAAGGCUGGAGAUGAACUGACCAAGAUAGAGGACGAGGAUGAACAGGGUUGGUGCAAGGGACGCUUGGACAGCGGUCAGGUUGGCCUAUAUCCAGCCAACUACGUUGAGGCUAUCCAGUGACAGGCCAUGGGCAGGCUGGCGGAGAGACGGAAGUGGGGAGUUCAGGAGCUCCGUUAGCCUUAGCCUGUGCAGCACCCCCAGCAGCCAUGUUGGCAUCCACUCCACCUGCAAACGAUGAUGGUUGUGUUAGGCUUCCUGGUGUGUUUUGAAGGCAGAUGAACUGGUGAUUUCACUGGGGACUUGGCCCCUUUCCAAGCACAUCUGGGCAGAUCUAGGCACAGGAAGACAUGGUCCAACAGCGAAAGCCAAGCCCCUCCCUACCCGUACCAUCUCUUUGUAUCAUGGAUCUGCACCUUCUUGCCCUUAUCUCUCCUGAGUCAAUGAUGGAUCACACUGAUUCUUGUUCCACUGAUUAUUUUCUCUGAUGAAUCCCUGCCUACAAGUUCAGUGAACAAACUUUAACGCCAUUUUCUGAGUAAAGAGUUUGAGGUUUUAAUUUAAAGGCAAUGUACAGUUAUACUUUUUUAUAUGCUCUUCCAGUCACGUAAAUUAUGGCCUACAUUGAUCUGA
This is a messenger RNA of Cricetulus griseus (Chinese hamster), 1924 nucleotides long. The record is from RefSeq and is a predicted model, not a curated record. NCBI's taxonomy places the organism in Eukaryota, Metazoa, Chordata, Mammalia, Rodentia, Cricetidae.